This is a messenger RNA of Solea senegalensis (Senegalese sole), 1596 nucleotides long. RefSeq names its product butyrophilin subfamily 1 member A1-like. Lineage: Eukaryota; Metazoa; Chordata; Actinopteri; Pleuronectiformes; Soleidae. The record is from RefSeq and is a predicted model, not a curated record. Bases 1 to 1419 code for a protein of 472 amino acids. The transcript is spliced from 11 exons.
AUGACCUCCCGCUUCCUGGGCUCGCUUCUGCUUUUCAGCGGUUUUCUUCCUGCACCGACCGGUCGACCCCUACAGACCGACUCACCUGCAAGAUUCUAUGCACUUGUUGGCGAUGACGUCACCCUUCCAUGUCUUCUUCCCAUGCCUGACGUCACACCUGUCAAUUUGGUGGAGUGGUAUCGGAUGGAUCGUCAAUCGCUAGGGUCAAAUCAACAAACGAUCCUUCACGCUGUCCGCAAUGGACUAGCGCUUGUGAAGGACCAGGACCCCCAGUACCGAGGCAGGACGGCCAUAAUGGCGAACGGCUCUCUGGAACUUCGGAAUGUCACGCCGCGAGACUACGGCAACUUAAACUGCAAAGUUUUAAGACCACAAUCCGAGAGACGCGAAGAAAUAGCGGUUGUCUCUCUGAUUCAAGCUAAGGUGUCCGAGAUCAACUUGACUGUCCAUCAGUCUGUUGUCCACUGCAAGUCCAGUGGGUGGAGCCCGGAGCCACUCAUUUCACUGGUGAACGCCACGGGAAACGCCUUCCCCGCCCAGAAGGAGCCACCCGUGGAAGAAGGCGGCCUCUUCACUGUGUCGGUUCACCUGAACAUCACUGCAUUCAAAGGAAGUGAAACCCUGAUCUGUCGGGUAGAGAUACCUGGAAGCCACGUGUUGAGGGAGAAAACAAUUACAGUCACAAUUCCUGUCACUGAGGUUGAUUCUCUGGAGGGGGGCUUCUGGAACCCUGUAAUCUUUGCAAUGCUGGGGUUAGGGUUAACCCUUUCCAUCCUGUCCUUCCUCUUUGUCGUGUACAUGCGGCGUCCAAAGAUUCAAGUGCUCAUGGACAUCCUCAUGAUGACCACUACAGGAGCUUCUGAGGACACAGCGAAAAACAACAAGACGUUUGACGAGCACGGUAAUCUGCUGAUUGGAGUCAAAGCCUCUGAACAGCUGGCGAGCCAAGACUGGAUAGAGAUUCAGAAGUACCGGAAUACCAUCAUCAGUGUGGGACAAUUACUCAGAGUUCACCCCGCCCUCAUCGCCGCCAUCAUCUCCCGACAGUCACGGGGUGGAACCCAACUGAAACCCGAUGGCUUUGGAAAAUUUGACUCACAGUGCUACGGUCUCAUGCAGAUUAAUAAGACUUACCACGUAACUGAAGGUGACGCAGAAAGCAGCGAGCAUGUGAAACAGGGAGCCACUUUCUUGAAACUGCUCAUCAAGACCAUGAUGAGAACGAAGAACUGGACCAGAGAGCAACAGCUGAAAGGAGCGUUAGCUUGUUACAUCGCAGGUACGGAGAAAGUCAUCGCGCUGGACGACCCUGAAGAGGUGGACAGUGUGACGCCGGGCGGGGACUUCGCCAAUGACGUGGUCGCCAGAGCACAGUGGUUCGCUAAUCAUGGAUACAUGGAUACAGACAGUGUGGAUUAACCUUGAAAAACUGCUUCAGUAUUUAGUCAUUUGUAGCCUUUUUUGAAGUGUCAUGUUACAAACUGACCUUCUGUGGUUUGUUUUGUAAGAAAAACGCUGCUACGUUUUUAUUUCACCCUCACAAUUUUAUCUUUCUAUAAUGAAGUACUUGCGUGAAUAUAUAUAUAUAUAUAUACA